Molecule: messenger RNA, 3861 nt
Organism: Gasterosteus aculeatus aculeatus (three-spined stickleback)
Lineage: Eukaryota; Metazoa; Chordata; Actinopteri; Perciformes; Gasterosteidae
Gene: six4a
Product: SIX homeobox 4a
Biological process (GO): regulation of transcription by RNA polymerase II
Cellular component (GO): nucleus; transcription regulator complex
Molecular function (GO): DNA-binding transcription factor activity, RNA polymerase II-specific; RNA polymerase II cis-regulatory region sequence-specific DNA binding
Source: RefSeq, a predicted model, not a curated record
CACGUUGGAAGGAAAGGGGGGAGAGAGAGAGAGAGAGAGAGAGAUAUCUACUUACAGCUGCUGUCAGACAUCCGAUCGCAUUCGCAUGGCGAGGAGGUAACCUGAUCGAGCUGGGAGGAGUGACUUUACCGGGGAAGGUUUGAACAAAAAAAAAAAAAACAUGUCUUCUUCUUCUGCCGGAGGAGUCACAACAGCAAAUGACAUCAAGAGGGAAAAUGUGAAGGAGGUGGAUAAGCGGGAGUGCAUCAAGCUUGUGGCGCUGGACGCGGCGGAGUUGUCCAUGGAGCGCAACGCGGACGCGGUGCGCACGGAGCUGUUGGUGAGCGCCGCUUCCUCUCUGGCUUUCUCCCCGGAGCAAGUGGCGUGCGUUUGCGAGGCAUUGCAGCAAGGGGGUAAUGUGGACCGGCUGGCCAGGUUCCUGUGGUCCCUGCCACAGAGUGACCUGCUCCGUGGGAACGAAAGCAUCCUGAAAGCGCAAGCCCUCGUAGCGUACCACCAGGCUCGGUACCAGGAGCUGUACAGUAUUUUGGAGAACCACAGUUUCAGCCCGUCCAACCACACCUUUCUGCAAGAUCUGUGGUACAAGGCCCGGUACACCGAGGCGGAGAAGGCACGGGGGAGACCCCUGGGCGCCGUGGACAAGUACAGGAUCCGGAGAAAGUACCCUCUCCCCAGGACUAUCUGGGACGGCGAGGAGACUGUGUAUUGUUUCAAGGAGAGGUCCCGCAACGCGCUGAAGGAUCUUUAUAACCACAAUAGGUAUCCGUCUCCGGCAGAGAAAAGAAACCUCGCCAAGAUUACAGGACUCUCCCUGACCCAGGUCAGCAACUGGUUCAAAAACAGGAGACAGAGAGACAGAAACCCGUCCGAAGCACAAUCGAAAAGUGAAUCUGAUGGAAACCACAGCACAGAGGACGAGUCUAGCAAAGGCCAAGAGGAAUUGUCUCCCCGGCCCCUCUCCAACUCCUCAGAUGGAGUGAUCACCCACGGGACCCUUCCCAUUCAAACGGGGCCCCUGGACAGUGGGGUGGUCCUCCAACAGAUCGGGGACAUCAAGCUGCCCCCUGGAUCCAGCAGUGGCGGCCUCUACAACGGAGGUCUAGUGACGAACACCCCCUCCGCCGUCUUUCACAACGGGGGCUCCUCUUACCUCCACACACCUGGAAACAUCCUCUUCAACGGGCUCAAUUUGGGCAUCCAGCCGCUGGCCUUCAACCCUCUGAGGCCGUCCGGCGGGGUCUUGCUGGGGGGCUCUGGUAUGGACAUGCAGAUGCAGACAGGGCAGGAGAAGGGACUGGGCAGUUCUGCCGAGGACUCGUCCCUGCAGUACGGCUCGUACUCGGGCUGCGUGAACGGGGCCGAGGUGAAGCUGGAGGGGGUUCACACCAUGGCUCCCCAGAACGGAGCGUCCUCCGUGCUCACGUUCGGCUCCUCUUCAGGUGCGCUGCAGCUGGGUGGCUACAGUCUGGUCCAGGUACCAAGUGGAGUCUCUGACGGCGACGGCAACUCGUUACUCAACGGCGACAUAGGUCUCCCUCCACUGCAGCUCUCCUCUGCUCUAUCUGCCUCGACGAUCACACAAGGUAACAUACCGCUGAACAACGUAGCAGUGAGUUCCUCCAGCGACUCGUUCCAGCAGCAGGACAAGCUCACCAUGACGUCCCUUCACCACAACGCCGUCCUCUACAGCAUGAGCAACGCCAGCCAGGCGGCCAUCAAGAAGGAGCCUCUGGAGGGAGGGGUGUACUCCUCGUACCACCACGGGCUCCACCUGGACCCCAGCGGCCAUCUCGGCUACUCCGCUCACAACUCGGACGAGGCUCCUUCCAGCCAAGGCGCCGCCUCGUCCACCGAGGUCUCCGCCGUCAGCUCAUCCAGCCCCGAGCCAGAGGUCUACACCACCCUCACCGUCAGCACGCCCCUGAUGACCCAAACGGAGCCCGGCAGCCACCACCUCCAGCCCGCAGAGUAUCUCGGGGGCCACGUGUUGCGGGGGCCCUCCUCACACCUGAUGGGCCCCGGCAUGAACAGCAACUACAUAAACCUUUCAGAAAGCAAGGCGGAAGGUUCGGGCUCGGGGGGCGUGAGGGAGAUGGUGCGGGCCAUGUGUGGGGAGAUGGAGGCCGUGGAGGGGAAGGACCUAGCCAAACUACAGACAGUGCAGAUGGAGGAGAACAUGGCUGACCUUUAACCUCAAACCUCUUGUAGAAGCACUAAUGUCCGCCCAAGCAGGGAUAUGGUGAAAUGUUGAACUUUUGUGUGAGCGUGUGUGUGUGUGUGUGUGUGUGUGUGCGCGUGUGUGUUUUUUUUUUUACUAUUCAAUUCUUUUAAAUGUUAAAUUAUUUUAGUUCAUUUGACUUUUACAAUGCACUCUAAUCAGAGGGGAGCCCUGGAGGUGUGCAUUAUCUGGCCGUCAUAAAAAUAAAAGUCUGUGAGAUGUUGCUAAAGGCCCCGUUCAUAAGACAUAACAACGGUUACGCACAGAAGAAGUUGCUUCAUGUGUUGUGAGCCGUGUUUAAAUAUGCAUCUUUAUAGACAACACCUGCUACUUCCUGUUGAGUGGAUUUGAUCUGCAGAAGCAGGUGCUGGAAUGCUUGGAGUCAUGUGACAAGGAUGUUCCUCCAAACUAAAUGCGUCAUAUGGGUCAAACCAAAAAGGUCAUUCAGUAGGGGGAAGAGGGAGAGAGCCUCGGUGAAAACGCUCAGUUGGAGCAACAGCUUCAGCGGAGGGCCGCACACAAACAGAGAAAAAGUGAUUCAACUAACAAAGCUGCUGAUUCCAGAAGAAGUGUCCUUCGGUAAUCACCUUAAAUGAUCCGUACGCCUCUCAAGUCACUCUGAAACCCCGUUUUGUGCUUUAUAUCUUACCAAAUGAAGAGUUAAGACGAAUGUGCCUUUCCGCUACUUCAAAGACACAACGGCAUUGGUCUGUUUUGGCGUUUGCACUACCAUGAUGACAUUAAAAUGUAACGCGUUUCAAACAGCCUUCAUGUUGGAGGGUUUGUCAUGUGUGACGCACCUCAACAAAUGCACACUAUUUCAGUAAUGGGUUUGUAUUUUAAGCCUCAUCGUCAACCUGUGAGAACAAGAUAUAAAUAAUGAUCUAAAGGUCGUGGCUGUCGCUUCACACUUUGUUCAUCAUAGCUUGUUUAUAAUGCUGCAACUCAUAGUAUGUUAACUAGAUGUGACGAUGCUAUUCUAUAUCCCGUUUCCUUUUGAUGUGUCUCUCCAAAACAUGAAUGAUAUUUUUCCAUAAAGGGGUUGUAAUAACCCCUCUUUGCAUGGCGUCAUAACAUUUUGGACACUAGUGCCUUCCAUUUUGUGUUUCCCGAGUAACGCCGACAGAAGGCUUUGUCGUGGCUAUUUCGUUGGCGUGCAGGCGGUGACAUUGCAGCUCGAGAGAUUUACCACCACUGCCCACAGCCGUUACUGGCACAUUUGUCGGGUGUCAGUCGAGGGACAGACGUGAGAAUGCGGAGCCCAUUUGUCAAUUGUGUCCAGUGCUUUUCACAACUGCAACCUAAUUCCCCGCUGUCAUAUGUGACCAUAAUAGCACAUUUCAGCCUUACAGACAACUCACACCGUGCACAUCUAUGUGUGCAUCACACGUCUUCAUGCGAGUGGACUAGAAACUUUCCUUUUUCAGGGUUUAUGGCAUAAUCCCAUCAAUUUGAAUGGAUGUUUCAAUGAAAGUAUCCGCAGUGCUUUGAUGUCAUAUACCAAAAAUGAGUCGAGGGCAAGUAGUAAAACUGAUGGUCAUUUGUUUUUUAAAUCUUAGUUUGAAUUGUUUGUUAUCUGAAAUUAUGUGAAUGUAUUUUUCUAAAUCUCCAUACUGCAAUAAAAGUUUAUAUUUAUAAAAAUA